Messenger RNA from Lasiosphaeria miniovina, 2343 nucleotides. Its product is annotated as putative 3-isopropylmalate dehydratase. The record is from RefSeq and is a predicted model, not a curated record. Gene Ontology annotation, biological process: L-leucine biosynthetic process. The coding region runs from base 1 to 2343 and encodes 780 amino acids. The transcript has 3 exons. Gene Ontology annotation, molecular function: 3-isopropylmalate dehydratase activity; 4 iron, 4 sulfur cluster binding. Gene Ontology annotation, cellular component: 3-isopropylmalate dehydratase complex. NCBI's taxonomy places the organism in Eukaryota, Fungi, Ascomycota, Sordariomycetes, Sordariales, Lasiosphaeriaceae.
AUGCCCGUCGCCGACAGACCACCGCAGACUCUGUAUGACAAGGUCUUCCAGGCCCACAUCGUCGACGAGAAGCUCGAUGGCACAAUUCUGCUAUAUAUUGACCGUCACCUCGUUCACGAGGUCACCUCUCCGCAAGCAUUCGAGGGGCUCAAGACUGCUGGUCGCAAGGUGCGAAGACCAGACUGCACUCUGGCCACCACUGAUCACAAUGUGCCGACGAGCUCGCGUAAAGCCCUCAAAGAUAUCGCCAGUUUUAUUAAGGAGGACGACUCGCGGACUCAAUGCGUGACCCUCGAGGAGAACGUUAAAGACUUUGGCAUUACAUACUUCGGUCUGAGCGACAAGAGGCAGGGUAUUGUCCACGUCAUUGGCCCCGAGCAGGGCUUUACUCUGCCCGGCACCACUGUCGUGUGCGGCGACAGCCACACGUCCACCCAUGGCGCGUUUGGCGCCCUCGCCUUCGGCAUUGGCACUAGCGAGGUCGAGCACGUGCUGGCCACGCAAUGCCUCAUCACCAAGCGGAGCAAGAACAUGAGGGUACAGGUCGACGGCGAGCUGGCGCCGGGCGUCAGCUCCAAGGAUGUCGUCCUCUACAUCAUUGGCAAGAUAGGAACCGCCGGCGGCACCGGAGCCGUCAUCGAGUUUUGCGGCUCUGUCAUCCGCAGCCUCAGCAUGGAGGCCCGCCUUAGCAUCUGCAACAUGGCGGUCGAGGGCGGAUCGAGGGCUGGCAUGAUCGCCCCGGACGAAAUCACCUUUGAGUAUCUCAAGGGCCGGCCGCUGGCACCCCCGUACGGCUCCGACGAAUGGAACAAGGCCGUCGCCUACUGGAAGUCGCUCGCCUCGGACCCCGACGCCAAGUACGACGUCGACGUCUUUAUUGACGGCAAGGACAUUGUCCCCACCGUCACCUGGGGCACCAGCCCAGAGGACGUAGUUCCCAUCACCGGCUCCGUUCCAGACCCCGAGACGUUUUCCACCGAGGGGAAGAAGGCCGCUGGCCGGCGUAUGUUGGAGUACAUGGGACUCACAGCCGGAACACCCAUGCAAGAUAUCUCGGUUGACAAGGUCUUCAUCGGCUCUUGCACAAAUUCCAGGAUCGAGGAUCUCCGGGCUGCCGCCCGUGUAGUGAAGGGGAAGAAGAUUGCUGCCAAUAUCAAGCGCGCUCUGAUUGUCCCCGGCUCCGGUCUCGUCAAGGAGCUGGCGGAGAAGGAAGGUCUGAACAAGGUCUUCACCGAUGCCGGUUUCGAGUGGCGGGAGGCUGGCUGCAGCAUGUGCCUGGGGAUGAACCCCGAUAUUCUGGCUCCCAAGGAGAGAUGCGCUAGCACGAGCAACCGGAAUUUCGAAGGACGCCAGGGCUACCAGGGCCGGACGCACCUCAUGUCACCGGUAAUGGCCGCAGCCGCCGCUAUCGCGGGUAAGCUAGCCGACGUGCGAGAAUCGGCCCAGUUCAAUGGUAGCCCGCAAAUCAAGGCUGCCGUUACUCCCGAGACCCCCGAGCUGGCUCCUACAAAGGCGCACCCCGACGAGCGAAUCGAGACAGACGACACUGAGAAGGAGAUGCUCGCUGACCAGCCCCAAGAUUCAUCUCCACAGGUGAAUACUUCGGUUUCACGAACCAGCGCCGGGCUGCCAAAAUUCAUAGUCCUCAAGGGCAUUGCAGCGCCGAUGGAGAAGGCCAACAUCGACACCGAUGCCAUCAUCCCCAAGCAGUUCCUCAAGACGAUCAAGCGUACAGGCCUCGGAUCUGCACUCUUCCACGAGAUGCGGUAUACAGAUGGCGAGGAGAACCCCAACUUUGUGCUCAACAAGGAGCCCUACAGAAACUCGAAGAUUAUUGUGUGCACCGGAGAGAACUUUGGAUGCGGCAGCUCGCGAGAGCACGCACCAUGGGCGCUCAACGACUUUGGUGUGCGAAGCGUCAUCGCGCCCUCGUUCGCCGACAUCUUCUUCAACAACUCGUUCAAGAACGGGAUGCUGCCGCUGCCCAUCAAGAACAAGGUCGACCUCGAGGCCAUCCACGCCGAGGCCGUCGUCGGGCGCGAGAUCGAAAUCGAUCUGCCGAACCAGCUCAUCAAGGAUGCUGACGGCAAGACCAUCUGCAGCUUCGAGGUGGAGGAGUUCCGCAAGCACUGCCUGAUAAACGGGCUCGAUGACAUCGGCCUGACGAUGCAGAUCGAGGAUAGGAUUCUCGAUUACGAGACGAAGAUGUCGCUCGAGACGCCCUGGCUCGACGGCAGGGGCUACCUCAAGCGGAAGGGCCGCGGAGGCAAGCUUACUGUCAAGGCGGCGCCCGUUCCGAAGACAAAUCGGGGCGAGGUGAAAAAGGAGCCUCUGGAGUGGUGA